Messenger RNA from Myodes glareolus (Bank vole), 2715 nucleotides. NCBI's taxonomy places the organism in Eukaryota, Metazoa, Chordata, Mammalia, Rodentia, Cricetidae. The record is from RefSeq and is a predicted model, not a curated record.
UGAGGCUAACUGCUUGCAGCUACACUCAGUCACAGAACGACAGGAAAAAGGCACCACCAUAAAAGGACGCCUGCUCAGCCUCUCUUAAAGCAACAUGCCCAGUUAACGAACCAGUGUGGGCAACACGGACUGCUACAGCGGAGGUUCCAGCCACCCUGACAUGUGAGUACCGGACACUCUUCUCUCAUGAAUACUUUGAAAGCCUAACUUUUAAGUGACCCUGACCCCUGCUGGAUACAGAAAUGGCCAACAAUUUCACUACAGCGCUGGCAGCUUCUCAGGGCAAUAACUGUGACCUCUAUGCACACCACGGCACGGCCAGGAUACUGAUGCCUCUGCAUUACAGCCUUGUCUUCAUCAUCGGGCUGGUGGGAAACCUACUGGCCUUGGUUGUCAUUGUUCAAAACAGAAAAAAAAUCAACUCAACCACUCUCUAUUCAAUGAACUUGGUGAUUUCUGACAUCCUGUUUACCACAGCCUUGCCCACUCGGAUAGCCUACUAUGCCCUAGGCUUUGACUGGAGGGUUGGUGAUGCCCUGUGCCGGAUAACUGCCCUGGUGUUCUACAUCAACACCUACGCAGGCGUGAACUUCAUGACCUGCCUGAGCAUAGACCGCUUCUUCGCCGUGGUGCACCCUCUACGCUACAACAAGAUUAAAAGGAUCGAAUACGCGAAGGGUGUUUGCAUCUCUGUCUGGAUUCUAGUAUUUGCUCAAACCCUGCCUCUGCUCAUCAAACCUAUGUCCAAGCAGGAGACUGGCAGGACAACUUGCAUGGAAUACCCAAACUUCGAGGAGACGGCUUCCCUCCCCUGGAUUCUGCUCGGGGCGUGCCUGCUCGGCUAUGUGCUGCCCCUCGUAAUCAUUCUCAUCUGCUACUCCCAAAUCUGCUGCAAACUCUUCAAGACUGCCAAGCAGAACCCACUCACUGAGAAAUCGGGUGUGAACAAGAAAGCUCUCAAUACAAUCAUCUUCAUCAUCGUGGUGUUCAUUCUCUGUUUCACGCCUUACCACAUAUCAAUCAUCCAACACAUGAUUAAGAAACUCUGCUCCCCUGAUGCCCUCGAAUGUGGCCAGAGAUAUUCCUUCCAGAUCUCCCUGCACUUCACAGUGUGCCUGAUGAACUUCAACUGCUGCAUGGACCCCUUCAUCUACUUCUUUGCAUGUAAAGGCUACAAGAGGAAAGUCAUGAAGAUGCUGAAGCGGCAAGUCAGUGUGUCCCUCUCCAGCGCCGUGCGGUCAGCCCCUGAGGAAAAUUCACGGGAAAUGACGGAGUCCCAGAUGAUGAUCCACUCCAAGGUUUCCAACGGAAGGUGAAAGGACAUGAGAGGACACACUGGGCUUCACAACAGAGCAAGCUGUGCGGUGGCCUCUGCAGACCGAGCUCAGUCCCAUUGCCACUCUGCCAAAGGAUGCACUGAGAUCCAGUCCAUCUCGAGGGAACAACAAAAGCAAGUUCUACUCCAUAGCUGAAAUACUCUAUGUAUAAGGAAAGGCUGCCUUGGUCAGUCUUGAUGUAAAAAGAACUGUUCUGUGUUCCUCAGAACACAGUUGUUACUAUCUCUGGCAAACAAUAAGACAGAUUCCACUGUGCACUGUCAGUGUAAAAAUGUUAAUACUGUAAUAUAGCAAACAUAUUUCUUAAUUUACACCUCUUUUAAUUUUAGACUUUAUCUCCCCAGUUUUUAUUUGCUUGUUUGUUUUGUUCUGAGACAGGGAUUUUAAGGAAAAUUUUGUGGGAUAAAGAACAGGAGGUAACAAAUGUAUUAGUAUGGCGGUGCCAGCGACCAGCGGCGGUUACAAGUAUAGUGAACAAAGGGUUAAUGUAGAGAGUAAGAUGCUGGUGAGCAUCAGUGGCUGAGAGCAUCAGCUCCUCCACACUCCUCCACACACAGCCAGGGCAGCACUCUGGACCCCUGCUCAGAAGAACGGCAGGGCUUUCCAGGGAGGCUCACAGUGGAAGCAUGGCUACAUGCUACACUCCGCUGACGACAGAAAAUGCCUGGUCUACAGAGUGAGUUCCAGGACAGUCAAGGUUGUUACAUAGAGAAAUACUGUCUCUAUAAAUUGUGCAUUUAUUUCCUGAUUUAUUUAGGCAAGUAUGGCAAUUAUAAUUGUCAUCCUCACUGUUCCCACUGCUUAAAAGCUAAUCUACAGGUAUAUAUAUGCCAGAUACUACCAAUGUGCACGGAUGCUUUAUUUUCCUUGGCUUUCCUAGGAUUUUUUUUUUUUUGAAUUGGCAUAUAUAUACUUGUACUACCUGAAGAGGCCAGAAGAAGGUGUCAGAUCCCCUGGGACUGGAGUUAUAGAUGGUUGUGAGUCACCAUGAAAGCAUUGGAAACUGAAUGUGGGUCCUCUGGAAGAGCUCUUAACCAUUGAGCCAUCUCUAGAAAACCCUUUUCCUCAUUUGAGACUUUACCAGUCUAGCUAGCCUGGAAUUCUCUGCAUGGAGAGGCUAGCCUUAGACUGUGUAUGAUCCUACUGUCUCUUGCCUCCUUCGUGCUGGGACUAGAAGUAUCACAGCAGCCUGCUGCGAUUCUUUGUGACAUUAUACAACUGCCUUACAGGCAGCGUGGCUUCCUAAACACUGUUUACCUGAUCACAUUUGCUUUCCUUUAGUCCUGAAAUUUCCCCAGUACAGUUUCUCAGUUGGUAAAGAUACCAAUUUAGAUAAUAGGAAAGAAAUAAAACACUAUACCAUGAGUCAUAAUUUCAA